Molecule: messenger RNA, 2497 nt
Organism: Boleophthalmus pectinirostris (great blue-spotted mudskipper)
Lineage: Eukaryota; Metazoa; Chordata; Actinopteri; Gobiiformes; Gobiidae
Product: CAD protein-like
Exons: 6
Coding region: 44-682 (212 amino acids)
Biological process (GO): 'de novo' pyrimidine nucleobase biosynthetic process; amino acid metabolic process
Molecular function (GO): amino acid binding; aspartate carbamoyltransferase activity
Source: RefSeq, a predicted model, not a curated record
GUCGUGUCAGAAGGGAGAGUCGCUGUGCGACUCCGUCCAGACCAUGAGCUGCUACGCCGACGUCCUCGUGCUGCGCCACCCGACGCCCGGAGCCGUGGAGUCUGCCUCUCGUCAUUGCCGUAAGCCGGUGAUAAACGCUGGAGAUGGAGUUGGAGAACAUCCGACUCAGGCUCUUCUGGACGUUUUCACCAUCCGAGAGGAGCUGGGCACCGUCAACGGGAUGACCAUCACGAUGGUCGGGGACCUGAAACACGGUCGCACCGUUCACUCUCUCGCCAAACUCCUGACGCAGUAUCGCAUCACGCUGAGAUACGUGGCCCCCAAGAACCUGCACAUGCCACCGGAGAUCUGCAGCUACGUGGCCUCCAAAGGAAUCAAACAGGAGGAGUUUGAGAGCCUGGAGGAGGCGCUGCCCGACACAGAUGUUCUGUACAUGACCCGGAUCCAGAAAGAACGAUUCUCCUCCGAGGAAGAAUACAGAGCGAGCUUCGGUCAGUACAUCCUGACUCCUCACAUCAUGACCGGAGCCAAGAACAAGAUGGUGGUGAUGCAUCCUCUGCCCCGAGUCAACGAGAUCAGUGCGGAGGUGGACUCAGAUCCUCGUCGUGCGGCGUAUUUCCGACAGGCGGAGAACGGGAUGUACAUCAGGAUGGCUCUGCUCGCCACCGUGCUGGGAAGAUGAGCCUCUGCACACGGCUCACACACACGGCUCACACACACGGCUCACACACACGGCUCACACACGCGGCUCACACACACGGCUCACACACACGGCUCACACACACGGCUCACACACACGGCUCACACACACUCACACGGGCUAAAACAACACACACUCUGCACAACAUUCUUUUUUGUUUACUUCAUUUUCUCUGAUAAGUGUUUGAUUUACUCAGAAGUAUUACAAUAUUUUAGCAACUUUGCAAAACUGUGACCAGAUCUGGACAUUCCAAAUACUGCCCUGGUACUACACUUGUACUACACCAGUACUACACCACUACUACACCUGUACUACAAAUACUACUACCUGGUAUCACACUGGCACUAAACUCAUACUGUCCAUUCCAAUUCACUUUGUUCCUGUGGCACAUUUCACAAACAGUUUCCAAAAUGCUGCACAACAACAAUAAUAAUGUAAUAAUAAUAAUAAUGAUGUAGAAUUCCUCAGUCGAUUGGGUAAAAUCCACGAUAAAAAGAGAAAUUCAAUUUGUCGACUGGACGAAAGUUUAUUUGGUCAAAAACAUUUUUCAACUUGUCCAAUCUGUUUCUUCACUUCUGUCAGACACUGGUGACACUGUCUUAUAUCUGCCAGAAGGGGGCGCUCACUACACACACACUACUCUGACACACACGCACACACGCACACACACACGCACACACACGCACACACACACGCACACACACACGUUUACAGUUUGUGUUUGUUGGAGGAUGCACAGACGAGACGAGAGAGCAACACUGGACCUGAGUCUGUUGUUCAUCUGCACAUAAAAUCCUGGAGUCGCUCCCGUGAGGUUCAGAGUCUGAGGAAAGAUUUUUGUUUGGGAGGAGUUCAAGAGGCUGUUUUUGUUAAGAGAUGGAAACAGACUCAGACACCGUUGAGUAACAACUCCGUCCUCAAACCUAAAACAAAACAAAUACAACUAGAGGAGGAGGUCAGGUCAGGACCAGAGGUGUGAAAACUCCAGUAUGACCUGAGUGACUCUGCUGAUAAGAUCCACACUCAUGCAGGUCAACAGAUCUAACAAACAAACUGUAAACACAUGUACAUGUGUGUGUUAGUGUGAGAGUAAUGUGAGUGUAGUGAGCGCCCCCUUCAGGCAGAUAUAAGACAGAGUCACUGAACUAAAGUGAAGAACAGUUUGGACGAGUUCAGAAACAGAUUCAACCCAAAUAAACUUUUGCCCAGUCGACAAAUUGAAUUUCUCCUUUUGCCAGUAUAAUGAUAAAAUAAACACUUAGAUUUAAUCACACUAGUCUGAAAACAAUAAGAGCAGAAACUAUGGAAUAGCAAUAAAUAAAUAAAACCAAUAAAACUCCUGCGGUGUGAGGUCGGUCACAGAGAAAGUCCUGUCCUCCAGGGUUUAAGUCUCGUCUUAGGUCCCACGAGCUCGGACCUCGGACCUCAGCGCUGUCCCCAAACUGUCCCAGAAUCAUUAGUUUUUCCAUCGAACGCACAAUCACUGAGUUUAAACCUCCACCUGCACAUUCCGCGCUUCGAGUGUUUACUGUUUACAUUUUUUUUCAGAACACACAUUUCUUUAGAACACUUAACUCUUGUCUCAGGUUUCAUUAUGAUUCUGUCGUUUCGCUGUGGCACAAAGGACCAAACUCUUGUUUCCAAACCGUUUCUUGUGAUUCUGCUGUUUGGGUUCUGAUCCAAAUCCUCGUGUUGUUUUUGAUGCUGGUGUCGAUAAUGUAGCAAUGAACUGGAAAUUCAUUCAAUUUCAUAAUGUUUUUCUAUCAGACUUUUUCAAUAAAUACAAGAAAAUGGGAA